AUGCCGACCAGAAGCUUCGCUGGAACUUUCCAGCCGCUGAGCAGUAGUAGUCCGGCAGGGAGUUACCGGCCGUCAACUAGUGCUGGCAGGAGACUGCCGGCAAUUCGCGACCCGCUUUUGGAGCUGAUUCUGCCGUGCGAGGAAUGGGAGGGGUGUGACUGGAACGAUGUGACUGAAACGGGGGGAAAGGGAGAGCUGGAGGAGGGGAGAGGGUUGGGGAAUGGGUUAUCUGAAACGGCUAUAGACAUCGGGCAUCAAGCGGGAUUGAGGCUCGGAGAGAUGGACGGCGGAGAUGAACCCGAGGGAUCAGGGCUGGGUCAGAUGGACGGCGAGGAUCUGCGAAAUGGUGAUGGUGGAGGGAAGGAUUUCGGUAAACAUAGUGGGGGUGUUGAGUUGAAUGCGGGAGAAGAGAGAGGUUUGGAGAGUGCGGAGGUGUUGGAUAGUAAGGAGGAGAGGGAGGAGCUUGAAAUGAGUGGUGAUGCGGGGGAAGAGAGCGAGGAGAACGAUGAUGAGGAGGAGGAAGAGGGGGAGCAAGAGGAGGAAGGGGAGGCAGAAGAGGCAGCAGACGAGGAUGAGGAAGAUAUUAUUGAAAAUCUCUUUAGGGAGAUUGGUAAAUGGAAGGGGGAAAGGAGUUCACAAAGUGAAGGGCAGGGGGAUACCGACCCCAGGGCGGGAGAGAGCACGGGGGGUAGUAGAGUUGGCAAGCGGGAAGAGGGGAAGAACAGUGGGGUGAGGGCGGUGAGGGAAGCGAGGGAAGAGAGUGGAAAGAGGCGAGGUGUGAGUGGGGUUCCUAAGGGGGUCAGAAGGGGCGGGAGGACGGGGAGACGAAGGCUGGUGGACGGAUGGAUGGCAGGAGUGCCGGAGAAUACGGAGAGGACAGCAAUUGAAAGGCCAAGCAGGAGGAGGAGAAAGGCAAGCAAGAAAAGGAGGAGGUUGGUGGAUGGGUGGGUGGCUGGGCCGCAGGAGAAAGGAGAGUCGGCGUUCCGGUGGCGGAACGAGGUGGGGGAUGAGGAGGAGAUGCUGACUCAGCACCACGACAGCUACCAAUGGCAGUGGCCCGUGGCGCGGCUGGGCGACAGCUGGCGCGGCAUGUUCAUGCGGGAAGCCCGAUACGACAUCGCGAACACCCCAUCGUGCAAGGGCAUCCUCCCCCCGCCAGCCUACACCAACCUGCCCAUUCACGGCCGCGACGCCAACGAAACCGAAUUGAAGACCCUCGGCAACGUGCGGCGCCAACAGGAGAAGCACGAGCCCCUCCCGCUGGACCUCCUGCUCUCGUGGGCUAGGGUCGGGAAGGAGACGCAGCUGCCCAUCUCGCAGGCGCUUCAGGGUGAUACGCCCAGGGAGCGCUGGCUGAUUUGGACGCCGCGGUUUGGGUUGGGGAACUCGCUGCGGGGAUACACCUCGGCGUUCAUCUUUGCUUUGCUGUCGGGACGAAGGUUCUUGCGCUGGCACGGGGGUUCUCACAAGAGGGUCCUGGAGCGUCUGUGCGAUGCGUUCUACUGCGGGCUAGACGAGUUGCACUAUAAAGGGGAUAUGCGCAAGCACACAAAGCUCAUGGAGGGGCGGGAGCUUGUGAUCCACGGGCUCAACUAUUACUCCCCUGUCAUGGCUGUCACCUCGGGAGCGUUUUUCGAUGCCUUUUGGCGAAGAAAUCCUCAGAUCAACCAGUGUGUGCACGACGCAUUCAACUGCCGCUCCCUCUGGUGCAUUCAAUCGCAAGUGCUCUCCCUCCUCCUCGGCAAAGGGCCAAGGCCGGGGGUGCAAGAGGUGGUUGAUAGAGACUUGAGGGUGGUGCCGCCGCUGGUGUUCCGAGGGGGAGGGAUGGGGAUGGAGGAGGGGGAGGCGAAGGGGGGAAAGGUGGAGCCGCAGAUGGUUGCCAAAGGGGAGGGCUGGAAGCUGCAGUUUGACUUGUCAAUUCACAUCCGUGGACAUUCAGUCAACGUGGAGGGCGAUCACUGCGGGGACAAGGACACGCGGUGCCAGGAGAGAGCACAGCAGGCGGAGAUCUCCCGAGCGCACAACCUGAUGAAGCCCAACCGCUGGCGCUGCAUCGCCAGGCUGGCGCAGUUCCUGCGCGUCAAGAAGGCUGCUGCCGGCGGCUUCCCCAACGCCACAGCCGCCGCUGCCGCCUGCUUCGAGUACGAAGCGGCGCCUGCUGGAGUAUUCGCAGCAGCGAAGUGCUAA
Messenger RNA from Closterium sp. Naga37s-1, 2187 nucleotides. NCBI's taxonomy places the organism in Eukaryota, Viridiplantae, Streptophyta, Zygnematophyceae, Desmidiales, Closteriaceae. The record is from the annotation of a GenBank genome assembly.